Lytechinus pictus (painted urchin) is the source of this 2448-nucleotide messenger RNA. Its product is annotated as forkhead box protein fkh-2-like. The record is from RefSeq and is a predicted model, not a curated record. Gene Ontology annotation, molecular function: RNA polymerase II cis-regulatory region sequence-specific DNA binding; DNA-binding transcription factor activity, RNA polymerase II-specific. The transcript has a single exon. Bases 1264 to 2253 code for a protein of 329 amino acids. Gene Ontology annotation, biological process: anatomical structure morphogenesis; cell differentiation; regulation of transcription by RNA polymerase II. Lineage: Eukaryota; Metazoa; Echinodermata; Echinoidea; Temnopleuroida; Toxopneustidae.
UUAUGUGAAAAUUUCAAGCAGAAAGGUCCACCGUGAAAGAAAGUUGGUUUUCAAGAGUAUCAAUUGAUGGGAUGGGAUUUAGACUGCCACCUGAUGUCAUAUUAACCUUAAAAAAGAGCAAUAAUUGGUUAAGAAUGCAUCACUGGCCUCAGGCAUGCCAAGUGUGUAAUGUUUCUAAACCGUAUUCUAGUACAAGUACAUAGAAUACAUUGUACUUACAAAUCAUCUUAAAAAUUAUAGGGAAAAAGUUCAUGCGAUUAUUUAAAGUAGAUCCGAUACUCGAAACAAUAACUUAAAAAGGGAAUUUAAAAAAAUGUAGAGCCUUCUUGAUUUCUCUCUGCGUCGGAUUUAAUCGAAAUUAAUAUAUUGAUAACGAAGUCUUCGUUGUCGAUAGUUAUUAUAUACGUAUAUGAUAUUUUAUUGUACAACAGAGCAUUAACCUAAACAAACUCAACUUCGUCCACCGUUUUCUCAAGCCACAUAUUAUCAUCCGCCAGACACGCAAAUUAGCCAAUGUUAAUCUACUUCUCUCAUGGAGAUGGAGAUCGACAAAUCCGUUUUCUCUUAGUAUAAUUAUUAACCAGCAAUUGUAUUGCCAGAACCCUCUAAAACACAGCAUGUUCACCAUCCCAACUGAAUAGAAGUUCAUCAUUUAAGUAGUACUCAUUGAUGGAAUAGAUUGUUCUUACAUGAGGACGUUCCUUGAGGCGAAUACAUAUGCGUACAAUGAUAGACAGGGAUUAUCAGCGCCCUCAUCAUUGUCGAGUAGUAUCAUCUUUUCUCCGAAGUUUGCCCUCUCGACUAUACUCCAAGAAAGCUAGUUAGUAUGAGGAUCUCCCCCAAAGAUUAAACUAUGAUAAGAAACUCUUUUGACUCGCUGCGGAGUUGUCCAAUAUUUAGACCAAUGACAAUAGCGCGUGCCGGAAUUAAGCCCCGCCUAUUCAAACGUACGUCACUCUGCAAGGUGAUUGGCAUUCCAUGGUCAGGGUGAAAGGCUAAAGGUCAUUGUCUAGGUCAUGACUGGCAGUGGUGCUUCAACACUGACCGAAUGGGAGUAUUGUUUGUCAACAAUGCUCAAUGAUGUCCUCAUCAUGGACAUGAAUACAGUGCAUUAUAAGACGAUCAUUCACAUUCGGAGGUUGAUUGACGCGAGGAGGUGAAGUUGGGCCUAUAAGAAGAAGUGAUACCCUGUACGAAGGGACAUUUCCAUUUUGACCAGGCUCCCGACAACAUAUCAACCGCUUCUCAAUCUAGUAAUUCAUCAUGACUUUGUUCAGUAUUGACAAUCUCGCUCAGAGUGACUGCAAGCCAAGCCGUUUCAGUCCAGAUGUGCGAUAUCAUCCUAAGAUGAAAGUUUUAGCUCAUCGAGAAGAACAGUCUGAUGACAGAUCUUCUAGCCCUGAAAGCAGCAUUGGAGCUCUGAGUCCAUCAGAUAACACCAGCUCAGGGGCUUCAUCAAUCUGCGAUAGCCCACCAUCAGCCAAGAAACCUCCUCAUUCAUACAUUGCUCUGAUUGCUAUGGCUAUCAUCAACUCACAGGAGAAGCGUCUAUUGCUGUGUGACAUUUAUGAAUACAUCAUGAAACACUUUCCAUUCUUCAAGGAUAACGAACGGAGCUGGAGGAACAGUAUUCGUCACAAUCUCUCCCUCAACGAGUGUUUCAUCAAGGCUGGACGAAGCGGAGAUGGCAGAGGACAUUUCUGGGCCAUCCAUCCUGCCAACCUGGAGGACUUCGCCAAAGGUGAUUACAGGAGACGUCAAUUAGCUCGUCGCCGAGCUCGAUCAGCCAGUUAUUCUCCUUACGCCUAUCCAUCGGUGAUUCCUGGCCCGAUCCAUCCCGGUUACAUCCCGAUGGCAUAUUCUCCUCAUCCUGACAUGAUCACCAAGUCACACCUAGCCAUGUUCUCUGGGGUUCAUCCUCUCACUGUAUCAACUCAUCAUCCAGUCAGUGCUGCCUUGAUCACUCCACCUCAUAUGCCAACAAGUCAUCCGUACUGCCUGCCUACGACUGUUCCUGCGACCUAUCGCCCGAGUGUAGCAGAGAGGAUACCCCUCACCAUCCCGAGCCCGAUGUUCUCCAAUCCGAUGACAUCAUCCCUGAGUUCAUCGACCACCACCAGUGAUGCAGCAGGGUAUCGUCUCGCUCAUGGGAUCAGUCCUAGUGUCCUGUAUCCAUCAUACUCCAAGUCAUCAUCGCCACCGUCCAUGCUUUCAACGUCAUACGAGGCUUGGUCUUCGGGAGGAUCCUGUUAGGGUUCAAUGUUGUUACGAACUUUGAGACUUAAUUGAUUUUGGCAAUCAAAGAGACUUAUAUAUUACUCUGAAUGAAUUUUAAGAUGACUAUAUUAUUGUUACUCAUCGAUUGUAUUUUGUGAGUAUUGCUUGACAUGUUGUGUGACAACAUCGUUUGUUUAUCAAUUAGUGAAAACACGUUCUUGACAAAUUCAA